AAUAUGAUUUCGGUGAGAGAGGCUUCACUUUGUAGAUUAGUGCCUGUGGAUAGUGUAACUACUGCGCGCUGGAAAGACACUUCUUCAAUGCAAUCGGGAUUACAGCCAGGCAGAGAGCAGAAAACACCUCUUUCCUAAACACACUGGACAACCAUUUUUAUGACUGGUCUCCCAGAUGCCGCCACCUUGGUAGCCGGGACACACGUGGGCCACCAUGGAGGGCGGGCGGCUGCUCACCUGCUGCCUCUCCCUCCCCUGCUUCUUGCUUCUCAUCGGCUCCAACAUCUCGGCUUUCCUGAGGGCAGAGGAACAACUGCUGAUCCCGCUGCGAUGUGGCAAGAAGGAGCACCCCUUGGUCCUCUUUAGAGAUCUGAGUCCAUGGGUGUCAAACUUCAGCUUUCCAGGAGUGUCCGACUACUCUCAACUGGCCAUUGAUCUCAGCAGGAAUCAACUGUUAGUCGGUGCCAGAAACUACCUCUUCCGACUCACCCUGGACAAUGUCUCUCUUAUACAGGCGAUGGAAUGGGGUCCAGAAGAAGACACCAAGAAGGCUUGUCAGAGCAAAGGGAAGACCGAGGAGGAAUGUCAGAAUUAUAUUCGAGUACUACUGAUUAACGGGAAGAAAAUAUUCGCCUGCGGAACCAAUGCCUUCUCUCCAACCUGCACAAACCGACAGCUGGGAAACCUGAGCGUGACCUUCGACAAGUUCAACGGCGUGGCGAGAUGCCCCUACGAUCCCAAACACAAUUCCACCGCGGUGAUCACCUCACGGGGGGAGCUGUACGCGGCCACUGUCAUCGACUUCUCGGGUCGAGACCCUGCCAUCUACCGCAGCCUGGGCAAUGGGCCUCCGCUCCGAACCGCACAAUACAACUCCAAAUGGCUGAAUGAACCCAACUUCAUCUCAGCCUACGACAUCGGCCUGUUCAUCUACUUCUUCUUCCGUGAGAACGCGGUGGAGCACGACUGCGGCAAGACGGUGUAUUCGCGGGUGGGGCGGGUGUGCAAGAGCGAUAUCGGCGGCCGCUUUCUGCUGGAGGACACGUGGACAACCUUCAUGAAGGCCAGGCUGAACUGCUCGCGCUCUGGAGAGGUGCCCUUCUACUACAACGAGCUGCAGGGCACCUUCUACCUCCCUGAGCAGGACCUCCUCUACGCCAUCUUCACAACCAAUGUGAAUAGCAUCGCGGCUUCUGCAAUCUGUGCCUACAACCUCAGCGCCAUCACCCAGACCUUCAACGGUCCCUUCCGAUAUCAGGAGAACCCUCGGUCAGCUUGGCUGCCUGUGUCGAACCCCAAUCCCAACUUCCAGUGCGGCUCUAUGGGUGACAAUGGACCCAACGAGAACCUGACGGAACGCAGCCUCCAAGACGCCCAGCGGUACUUCCUGAUGAACGAUGCGGUGCAGCCCGUCUCCGUGGACCCGCUGGUGACCCACGACAACAUGCGCUUCUCAAAGCUGGUGGUGGACAUCGUGCAAGGCCGGGACACGCUCUACCACGUGAUCUACAUUGGUACAGAGCAUGGCACCAUUCUGAAGACCCUCUCUCCGGAGAACAAGAGCCUGGGCAGCUGCUACCUGGAGGAGCUUCAGCUGCUGCCUCCUGGGCAACGGGAACCCAUCCGCAACCUGCAGAUCCUGCACAGUGACCGCUCCUUGUUCGUGGGCUUUGACGGGCGGGUGCUGAAGAUCCCUCUGGAGCGAUGCUUCUCGUACAAAUCCGAAAUAUCUUGUCUUGGGGCCAGGGAUCCAUACUGCGGCUGGGAUCUGAGACAGAAGAAAUGUACCACCAUCGAGGAUAGCUCCAACAUGAGUCUCUGGAGCCAGAACAUCACCGACUGCCCGAUAAGAAACCUCACGGUGGACGGUGAGUUUGGGUCUUGGUCUCCAUGGCAACUGUGCGAGGAGGCCACGAGGUCGUGCGUGUGCCGCUCCAGGUCAUGUGACAGCCCUGCUCCGGAGUGCGGAGGUCAUGAGUGUGAGGGGUCAAGGAUCGAAGUGGCAAACUGCUCAAGGCACUCACCACCUGGUUUAGUGAGUAUGCAUGGGAUAGGAGGCUACUGGGAGAAAGUUCCUCGCUACGGAGGGAGAGUGUGUGUUGGACAAAGCAGGGAGGAGCGGUUCUGCAACGAGAACACAGCGUGUCCGUCGCCAGUGUUCUGGUCGAGUUGGGGCCCGUGGACCAAGUGCAGUGCCGACUGCAGUGGAGGGAUGCACAUGAGGCAAAGGAGCUGCCAGAACGGGAACACAUGCCCCGGUUGUACAACGGAGCACCGGGCCUGCAACGUGGAGCCGUGCCAGGAGGUACGCAGGAACACGCCGUGGACGCCGUGGAUGCCGGUCAACGUCAGCCAGAGCGGAGCGCGGCACGAGCAGCGCUUCCGCUUCACCUGCCGGGCGCCCCUCGCCGACCCACACGACCUCCAGAUUGGCAAGAAGCGGGUGGACAGCCGCUACUGCCCCGCUGACGGCAGCUCGGCCUGCACCACCGACCAUCUGGUGGAUGACCUGGUGAAGUUCAACCACCAAGUCCCCCGGAGGGUCGGUGGUGGCUGGUCGGCGUGGACGCUCUGGUCCGCUUGCUCCCGUGAAUGCGAGACCGGCUUCCACUCCAGGAAGAGGAGCUGCUCCAACCCGGAGCCGACGAACGGCGGCCUGCCCUGCCUGGGAUCCCCCGUUGAGUACGAGAACUGCAAUCAGCAGCUAUGUCCAGUGAAGGGAGCUUGGUCCUGUUGGUCACCUUGGUCGCGAUGUUCUGCCACGUGUGGCAGUGGGCACUACCAGCGUACGCGGACCUGCACCAACCCAGUGCCGGCCAACAACGGCGACAUCUGCAUGGGUCUACACUUGGAGGAAGCUCUCUGCAACACCCAGCCUUGUGAAGGUGGCUGGUCAGUGUGGACGGAGUGGAGCGUGUGCGAUGAGGAGAACGCCCAGUUCCGCAGCCGCCACUGCGAGGUGUCCAACCCAGGGGCGGUGCAGUGUGUCGGCAACAGCACCCAGCGCCGGACCUGCCUCUACAACGAAAUCCCAGUGAUUCAACCAGCGAUCGGGAGUGACUCCAAUUGUGGCCGUUUCAGCAUCUACCACCUGGUUGCCACAGGUGUGUCUACUUUCCUGGGCACCAGCCUGCUCACCCUGCUCAUCUACGUGUACUACCAGCGAUGCUACAGGCAAUCUCAGGAGUCGACAGUCAUUCACCCCAGCACCCCCAACCACCUCAACUACAAGGGCAGCACUCAGGCGAACAAGAACGAGCUCUACAACCCGAUGGAAAUCAAGACGCUGAACAAGAACAAUUUGAUUCCUGACGACAGAAGCAACUAUUUCUCCUCCCUACAACAGACAAAUGUGUACACCACGACAUAUUAUCCUACGAGCCUGAAUAAGUAUGACUACAGGCCUGAUUCUUCACCCGGAAGAACCUACACCUAACUACCUACAGGUAACUCCCACGGAGAUGGUGCUUCGAAUUGAACCCAGGAAGGACCUCUGCAAGCAAACCAUAAUCAUCGCACCGCACAUACUCACCAUAGCAUCAGCCAAUCAUGGAUCAAAUUUUCUUGAGGUCCUUCGUUGAAGAUUUGCACUCCUUCAAGAUCCACAGUCCAGAACCCUCGAAACUUGCUUAAGACUUCUGAGAAAACCAGGACUUUAAGGAGCAAUGGAUUUUUAAAAAAUAUAUAUAUAUAUAUAUAGACUCACGGACGACGAGAUAUAAUUCGUUUCUGACAGGAAAUGGCCAAACUCAGCUGGGAAAAUGGCCGCCACGAUUGCCGAACUAUACAAAGGGGCAACACGUCACCCCUCUCGCUCUCUCUAUGAAACUGUAGAAUUGCUGAAGAUUUUCUCUCCGAGAUUAAUUGGUAUUGGUCAGAAAGUGGUA
Molecule: messenger RNA, 3887 nt
Organism: Leucoraja erinaceus (little skate)
Lineage: Eukaryota; Metazoa; Chordata; Chondrichthyes; Rajiformes; Rajidae
Gene: sema5ba
Product: sema domain, seven thrombospondin repeats (type 1 and type 1-like), transmembrane domain (TM) and short cytoplasmic domain, (semaphorin) 5Ba
Biological process (GO): semaphorin-plexin signaling pathway; negative regulation of axon extension involved in axon guidance; axon extension
Molecular function (GO): semaphorin receptor binding; chemorepellent activity
Source: RefSeq, a predicted model, not a curated record